AUGCCAACACAGGCGCGGGCCGCGGUGGCAACCGCCCGCUGCGGGCGACGGUCGACCCCCCUCGGGGGCGAGGUCUCGCCCAAGGCGACCGAAGCCCGGGGGCCCUCUGGCCGCCGGCACCGAUGGGGUCUGUGGAUCAUUGGCCGCUGGCCAGCGUUUCCGUCCAGAUUCCCGGGGGGAGCCGCCGUGCGAUAUCCGCUGUUCGCCAGCGUGCUCGCGCGGUCCGGUCCCCCCACCCGAGGCCCGCUAAAUGCGCCUCAUAUGACAAUGAUUUUGACGGCGGACAAUCAGAUAACCGGACGGCUGUUCGCUCUUCCGUACACGGCGCGGACUCUCGCCGAGAUCCAGGUGUGUCUGCCCUUGACUCGUAUUACCCUGGAAACCGGGCACUUUCUUGAUGAAUUCGGGUCUAGCAAUACAAGCUACUAA
Molecule: messenger RNA, 429 nt
Organism: Aspergillus uvarum CBS 121591
Lineage: Eukaryota; Fungi; Ascomycota; Eurotiomycetes; Eurotiales; Aspergillaceae
Exons: 2
Coding region: 1-429 (142 amino acids)
Source: RefSeq, a predicted model, not a curated record